Trichoderma citrinoviride is the source of this 2706-nucleotide messenger RNA. RefSeq lists its product as hypothetical. Gene Ontology annotation, molecular function: 5'-3' exonuclease activity; RNA endonuclease activity; RNA binding. Gene Ontology annotation, biological process: mRNA 3'-end processing by stem-loop binding and cleavage. NCBI's taxonomy places the organism in Eukaryota, Fungi, Ascomycota, Sordariomycetes, Hypocreales, Hypocreaceae. The transcript is spliced from 6 exons. Gene Ontology annotation, cellular component: mRNA cleavage and polyadenylation specificity factor complex. The record is from RefSeq and is a predicted model, not a curated record. Bases 1 to 2706 code for a protein of 901 amino acids.
AUGGCGUCCAAGCGCAAGGCUUCCGCGAUGAAUGCGGCCGCCUCGGACGAGCCCGUGGAUCCCGCCGACGAGCUCAUGUUUCUGUGUCUUGGAGGCGGCAACGAGGUUGGACGGUCAUGCCACAUUAUUCAGUACAAGGGAAAGACGGUCAUGCUUGACGCUGGCCAGCAUCCCGCAUACGAUGGCCUCGCCGCCCUACCGUUCUAUGACGACUUUGAUCUCAGCACCGUAGACGUGCUCCUCAUCAGCCAGGCAUUGCUCCAUCUGCACAGUGAUGCCGCCAUGUGUUGCUCUGAUGCACCCCCCCGAACGAGUUGCAGAAGCAUAUGGCUAACACGAGGAGAUAGUUUCCACAUUGACCAUGCGGCGUCUUUGCCGUAUGUCCUCGCCAAGACCAACUUCCGCGGCCGCGUCUUCAUGACGCAUCCGACCAAGGCCAUCUACAAGUGGCUCAUCCAAGACAGCGUCCGUGUUGGCAACACGACGUCAAACUCGCCCGCGCAGCUCUACACGGAGCAGGAUCACCUCAACACGUUUCCGCAAAUCGAGGCGAUCGACUAUCACACGACUCACACCAUUUCCUCCAUCCGCAUCACCCCCUAUCCGGCCGGCCAUGUUCUGGGAGCAGCCAUGUUCCUCAUUGAGAUUGCCGGUCUCAACAUCUUCUUCACCGGAGAUUACUCCCGCGAGCAGGAUCGCCAUCUGGUCUCCGCAGAGGUUCCCAAGGGCCUCAAGAUCGACGUGCUGAUUACCGAGUCGACAUAUGGCAUAGCAUCCCACGUGCCGCGGCUGGAGCGAGAGCAGGCCCUCAUGAAGUCCAUCACGGGAAUCCUCAACAGGGGCGGUCGAGUGUUGCUGCCCGUGUUUGCCCUCGGCCGAGCUCAAGAGCUUCUGCUCAUCCUGGACGAGUACUGGGGCAAGCAUCCGGAGUACCAAAAGUUCCCCAUCUACUACGCCAGCAAUCUCGCGCGGAAAUGCAUGGUCAUCUACCAGACGUAUGUCGGAGCAAUGAACGACAACAUCAAGCGCCUGUUCCGAGAGCGCAUGGCCGAGGCCGAAGUCAGCGGCGAUUUGGCGGGCAAGAACGGGCCCUGGGACUUCAGGCACGUCCGCUCCCUCAAGAACCUGGACCGCUUCGACGACGUCGGCGGCUGCGUCAUGCUCGCCAGCCCCGGUAUGCUGCAGAACGGAGUCAGCAGAGAGCUGUUGGAGCGCUGGGCGCCCAGCGAGAAGAACGGCGUCAUCAUCACCGGCUACAGCGUCGAGGGCACCAUGGCCAGGCAGAUCAUGCAGGAGCCCGACCAGAUCCAGGCCGUCAUGUCUCGCAGCAUCGCGGGCGCCCGUCGAGGCCCUGGCGGUGACUCGGAAAAGGUGCUUAUUCCGCGGCGGUGCAGCGUCCAGGAGUACUCCUUUGCCGCCCAUGUCGACGGUGUUGAGAACCGAGAAUUCAUCGAAGAGGUUGCCGCGCCCGUUGUUAUCCUCGUCCACGGCGAGCAGCACAACAUGAUGCGCCUCAAGUCCAAGCUCCUCUCCCUCAACGCCAACAAGACGCUCAAGGUCAAGGUCUACUCCCCGCGCAACUGCGAAGAGCUGCGCAUUCCCUUCAAAGCCGACAAGACGGCCAAGGUCGUCGGCAAGCUCGCCUCCAUCCCUCCCCCCAAGGACCCCGACGCCCCCGCGCCUCUCGUCACGGGCGUGCUCGUCCAGAACGACUUCAAGCUCUCGCUCAUGGCGCCCGAGGACCUGCGGGAGUACGCCGGCCUCAACACGACGACGAUUACGUGCAAGCAGCGCCUCACGCUGAGCGCCGCCGGCGUGGAUCUCGUCCGCUGGGCGCUGGAGGGCACCUUUGGGGCCGUGGAGGAGCUCCCGGAGAUGCGCCGCAUCGUCAAGAAGAACGGCGGGGCGUCGGAUGGCGGCGACGACGACAACGACGGCGACGAGAAGAUGGCCGAGUACGCGGACGAGGAGGUGGCGAACCUGGUGGCGGCGUACCUCGUCAUGGGCUGCGUCUCGGUGCGGUACCGCACCAACGGCGAGGUCGAGCUGGAGUGGGAGGGCAACAUGCUCAACGACGGCAUCGCCGACUCCGUCAUGGCGGUGCUCUUUUCCGUCGAGAGCUCGCCCGCCGCCGUGAAGCGGUCCUCCAACAACACCAAGCACUCUCAUGCUCACUCGCAUCACGAGUCGUCUUCCGACGAGCGCAUCUAUGCCGCGCAGCUGGACAGCAAGAACCCGCACGCGCAUGUCUCUCCCGAGGACCGGCUCGAGCGCCUCAUGUGGUUCCUAGAAGCCCAGUUUGGCGCCGACAACGUCGCUCCCGUGGAAGACCCCAAACUACCGCCUCUACCCGCCUCUCCCAAAGAAGAAGAGGGAAAGAAGGCAAACAGCAGCAACACCACCGCCACCGCCGCCGCCAACGACACCAACAACGACGGCGACAACCAAGCCGACGACGAAGACGCGGCCAAGCAGCAGCAGCAGCAGCAACUGGAACAAGAAGAAGAGCGCAAGCGCAAGGAGCUCGCCCGCCUGCACAAGCUCGGCAUCCCCGUGCCCGGCAUCUCCAUCCGGCUCGACAGCAAGAUGGCGGCGACGGUCUGGCUCGAGGACCUCGAGGUGGAGUGCGGCAACAAGGUGUUUGCGGACCGGGUCCGCGCGGUGGUGGAGAGGGCGGUGGAGGUCACUGCGCCGCUUUGGGGGUGA